AUGGCAAGGUUACUAUUCCUCUGGGCAACACUGGCCAUCAGCUUGGCCGGCGCCAGUCCGCAGUUCAUCCCAGUGGUGCCCUCGACACCGCGGCCGCCUUCACAACCACCGCAACCACCUCUACCGCCGCAACCACCGCAACCACCGCAGCCGCUGCAGCCAAACCCGCAGCUGCCGACGCCGCCGGCCGUCCCCGGCACGCCGAACCCCAGCGCCUGUGCCCAGGUUGCCCAGGAUGCCGAUGCCGUCCGCGCUCGCGAUCCGGCGGCGGUGCCCACAGUCGCCGCCCAGCUCGCCUUUGACUGCCUCCAGUCGGUGCCCAACAAGCCGGCGCAGGCGCAGCGCCUCAUCACGAGUCUGCAGGCCUACGUCCAGUGGCAGAGCACCCUCGCCUGGCUCAAGAACCCGCCAGCCACCUACAUGCUGCCGCCGGCGGAUAUCGAAGGGGCCCUCGCCGAUAUUGGACGCACGGCGGCCGCUGGUGGCUUUGGCAGCGAGUACAACUUUCAGCUGGCCAUCCUCGAAACGUUCGCUUCGGCCCACGACGGCCACUUCAACUACCGUGGCGAUGUGUUCAAGGGAUUCGCUUUUGUCAACGGCCUCGCAUCCGACAUUAUUUCUGUGUCGAGGGACGGCAAGGAGCCGCCGCGUCUCUACCACUCGUCCAUGAUGUCCAACGGCAGCGGUGGUGAUGGUGGCCGUUUCCCUCCGGCCAUUGUCCGCAUCAACGGCCGGGAUGCCAACGCGGUCAUUGAGGAGACGAAUCUGCGCUUCAGCGGAUUUCAGGAUCAGGAUUCGCAGUGGAACUCCAUGUUCCCGACCUACGCGAGCCCCGACGCCGCCCUCACACUGUCUGCUUCGCUUGCCUUCCAGGGCCCUUCGUUGACCCUGACCUACGACAAUGGCCAGGAGAGGACGGAGCCGAGCUGGGCCCUCGUCCGGGCCGCGGCGAACUUGACGGGCAUCCGCAACGGUGAGGACUUUUACGAGAGGUUCUGCAACCCCGACUCGCCGACGAGGCCUCGACAGCCGCCGCAGCAACCUCAACAGCCCCAGCCGCCGCAGCAGCCUCCCCCGCCACCGCCGAAUACGACCCGCCCUUCUCUGCCCGGCUACCCUGCGCCUGUCGUUCGUGACGGCGGCUCCGACACGACGUCUGGCUACUUCAUGCAAGGGCCGGGCCUCGAUACGACAGCCGUGCUCGCAGUGUCGUCUUUCGCGCCUGGCGGCUCCACCGGCACGCUCGACUACCUGACCGAUUUUCAGACGACCGUAGCGUCGUUUCUCGCCGAGUGCAGCCGGCAGAACAAGGACCGGCUCGUCAUUGACCUGUCGGCCAACGGCGGCGGCCUCGUCGUCGCCGGGUUCGAGCUCUUUGCCCAGCUGUUCCCAGACGCGCCGCGGUUCCAGGCGACGAACCUGCGGCUCGCCGACUCGCUCGUCGCCAUUGCCCGCGGCGUCGACGCCUUGCCGCCGCAGCUGCAGCCCGCCAACGCCGACCAGCGCGACGCUCUCGCUCAGCUCGCCACGAGCGCCGUCAUUGGCAAUUUCGUGCCGGGCGAGGUCCAGACGCCUGCUGGUGAUGGCUUCGCCAGCGUCGAGACCCUGCUGGGCCCCGUCGCCCAGAACGGCGAUCUCUUCACGGCCUUUCAGCAGACCCCCCUCAACCAGGCGAGCGCGGCCUUCAACCUCACAGGCGUCGGCAACCGGGCGGCACCGCCCCCGGCCGUGUUCCGCCCCGAGAACGUCGUGCUCCUGACCGACGGCACGUGCGGCUCGACCUGCACCCUCUUCGCCUACCUCGCCAUCCUCGGCCUCGGCGUCAAGACGGUGGCCAUGGGCGGGCGCCCCGUGACGGGCCCCAUGCAGGCCGUCGCCGGCGUCGAGGGCGCGCAGGUCUUCUUCUUCAACGACAUGCAGGCCGACGCGGCGUCGGUGCUCGCCCUGUCGCCCCCCGACGUGCGCGCGCGCCUCGAGGGCGGCGAGCUCGGCGAGAUUGCCCGCGGCUACGCCAUCCUGCGCAGCGCCACGCCCGCGUCGGCCGGCGCCGUCAACGGCAAGAACUCGUUCAUGCCCGGCGACGCCAACACGCCGCUGCAGUUCCUGUGGCAGCCCGCCAGCUGCCGCGUCUACUACACGCCCGCCAUGCAGCGCGGCGCCGAGGCCGCCUGGACCGUGGCCUCGCGGGCGACGUGGGAGGACCAGAGCCUCUGCGUCGAGGGCAGCGUCAACAGCGGCAUGAUUAAAUAA
Messenger RNA from Verticillium nonalfalfae, 2250 nucleotides. RefSeq lists its product as uncharacterized. The transcript has a single exon. The coding region runs from base 1 to 2250 and encodes 749 amino acids. The record is from RefSeq and is a predicted model, not a curated record. Lineage: Eukaryota; Fungi; Ascomycota; Sordariomycetes; Glomerellales; Plectosphaerellaceae. Gene Ontology annotation, molecular function: serine-type peptidase activity. Gene Ontology annotation, biological process: proteolysis.